AUGGCCGCCCAACGGCAGGCCUCAUCCGCAUCACAGACCCCACACCUCUCACCCGCCGAGCUCUCCUACCUCUACACCUCACUCUCCCUCCCCAAAACCCCCAUCCGCCCCGAUGGCCGCUCCACAACCCAGUUCCGGCCCCUGACCGCCGAGUCCAACAUCCUGCCCGGCACGAACGGCAGCGCGCGCAUCGGGUUCGCGGACGGCACGCAGGCCGUUGUCGGCGUCAAGGCCGAAGUCGAGAAAACCACUGUGGCGGCUGACACACUCGAUGCGCGCGGUCUGUUCCAGCAGCAGGAAUCUCCUGCUGCUGCUGCGGGAGACCGCGAGGCGCAGGAGGGCCUGGGCUCGGCUGCGGUCUCGGGGCAUGGGUCGUGGGUGCAGAUGUCGAUUGAGAUUCCCGGGUUCCGGGAUGAUGAUGCGCUUCCGGUGUUCUUGUCGGAGAUGCUGCGCGAGUCUUUGGUUGGUGCUGUUUCGGGUUCUGGUGGUGAAGAUAUGGCUGGUGGGCUGAAGGGUCGGCUGGUGAUUAACAAGCGCUGGCAUUGGCGCUUGUAUAUUGAUGUCCUCCUCCUCUCCCAGCCUCUGUCAUACCCCCUCCCCCUCCUCUCCCUCACAACGCAUCUUGCCCUGCUCUCAACCAAGCUCCCCAAACUCAAGUCCCAAGGCGAGGAAGACCCCCUCUUCGACGACGACUGGGCCGCCGCCCAAUACCUGUACCCGCGCUCGGCACCAGGCUCAACUGCCCCCGUUACUACCUCCCAGCAAGUGCGCCCACCCGUGACACUGCUCGUGAUCUCCGUCGCCGACAACGUCAUCUUCGACCCCACCCGCGAAGAAAUCGCCGUCGCCGACGCCGUGCUGGCGAUUUCCGUUGCGCGCGAUGGCGGGCAUGAUGGUCUGAAACUGCUCUCCAUUCGCACUAUUGACCCGCCUUCUCGUUUGACUCAGCCCGGUGUGCCGAACUCCGAAAAUGUCAAUAUGCUGGCUAACGCUACCUCCGUGGAUGAUUCUGCUGCUGGUGGUGCUACGGCUGUGAACCUUGCUACGGGCGACGAGGAGGUUUCUGGGGUGUGGCGCCCGCGCCGGGGUGGUGCGAAGCGCAGUGUUCUUGCGCGCAUGGUGAAGACGGUAUUGCGGAAGGGUGGUGUAGGUGAGGAGGUUCUCGAGGGACUGGAGGGUGUGGAGGUGGAAUGA
This is a messenger RNA of Penicillium alfredii, 1194 nucleotides long. RefSeq names its product exosome non-catalytic core subunit RRP42. Gene Ontology annotation, cellular component: cytoplasmic exosome (RNase complex); nuclear exosome (RNase complex). The transcript is spliced from 2 exons. The coding region runs from base 1 to 1194 and encodes 397 amino acids. The record is from RefSeq and is a predicted model, not a curated record. Gene Ontology annotation, biological process: U4 snRNA 3'-end processing; nuclear mRNA surveillance; U1 snRNA 3'-end processing. NCBI's taxonomy places the organism in Eukaryota, Fungi, Ascomycota, Eurotiomycetes, Eurotiales, Aspergillaceae.